This is a messenger RNA of Seriola dumerili (greater amberjack), 2469 nucleotides long. RefSeq lists its product as uncharacterized. NCBI's taxonomy places the organism in Eukaryota, Metazoa, Chordata, Actinopteri, Carangiformes, Carangidae. The record is from RefSeq and is a predicted model, not a curated record. Bases 14 to 1576 code for a protein of 520 amino acids. The transcript is spliced from 2 exons.
ACUUGUGGCUGAAAUGCUUCCAGGAUUCAACCCCUAUCCCUCUCAACAAUCAGAGGAAACCUUGAACAGACCACCAACUCCUUUGCCCAUCCAGGACAUCUGUGAACUGGAGCCUCUCACUGAUGUGGAGACGGAGUGUGCUGUUCAGGCCCUGCGCAGACAGGAUUCAUUGUUUAAUACUCACAUUUCCAGCCUUAUUACAGGUCCUCUUUCCUUUGGCCCUGCCAGCCCAUCAGCAGGAGUUCAGUCACCCCCCCCAUGUCCAGCCACUCCACCUGUUGACAUCCAGGCUCUCCCUCCUACAGACUGCCAGUUUCCCGAUAUCCAGCCUCAUGCUUCAAGCCCAGCCAUGCCUGUAUUGGAUGUUGAACCACAAACCCAUGCCUCAGCCAGCCAGCAGCUGUCCCUCUGUCCUGGGACCCCAUGUCCGUCCCCUGACCCCUACUCCCUGCCCCCAGCCCUCAGCCCACAACUCCCUUAUUCCUCCUACAUCCUGCACAGCCCCUACUCAGAGCCCCCUGUCCUCAGUCCUCAACCGUGCAUUACAGAGGAAGCUGUGGAAGGACUCAUUUGUGAAAUGGACACAGCAGAGACUUUGUCUGAGUCUGUCUCAGCUGUCGUAGCUCCUCUCCUCAUCCCACGUCUUCCGUCUGUGGCUGUAACAAAUGCAGAAGACGUGAAGGGAUCAAACCAAGAUGAUCUUCUAGUAUUCAGUAAGAUCAUAUGCUCUAGCAAUGUUUUAAAGUGUGAUAAACUGAUUACACAUAGAUCCCGAUCCCUGCCUCGACAGUCAGUUACAACGCCAAACCCCAAAAAACGCUGUCGAUCAGCCAGCCCUGAAUGCAGCCACAGCAAAAGGAGGAGGAUUACAGUGAAAUUUGGCUACAAUUGUAGAUGGACUGAACAAGGGAAUACAUCUACAAAACCACAAAGUGACAUUAUGGCAAAGCCUGAGGGCUGUUCAUUAUUUGACAUGGCCUCGUGUCAGAUAAUACAGAACAGUCCUCACCCAGAGGUCUCUUCAACAUGCAUGGUGGAAACACUUGAUUUAAAACAUGCUUUUACCACAUUCUGUGUUCCCACUGUACAGAAUUUCACAUCUGCAUCAAGUCAAAUGGACAUUUUGGGUCAUGGUGGCACCUCUGUAGCUGCUCUGUCAAAAGCAAAGGCUUCUGAUCCUUCACUUCGGUUCCCCAACGAAAAAUCUCGCAGUGCGCUUUCCAGCCAAGACUCUCAGCGUUCACUUUCCCACUCUACCUCAGUGUGCAUCGAGUCAGCCCUGAUACCGGACUUAGCCACGCUCUCUCCGUCAUCAUCAGACUCUGACUGGGACUGUCACCUGCUGUCAAGGCUCGGCCCGACCUCAGCUGCACCUCAGUUGCACACUGAGCAGAGCUGUGAGCUGGACAAGGAACUCCUCCACAGGCCGUGCACCUGGAUGCACGACACCAGCUAUGAGUCACGUCUGCACACUGUCCUUCAGCCUGCAACUCCAGCGACGUCACUAUGUGGGGAGGAAAUGGACCCCUCAGUGUUUUCCAGGACUGUGGUACAGAUUGUUGAGGUUCAGCACUGAUGAUUAUUUUCUUUAUCAUUUGAAAGAACUGGAAGAACCACAACUGGGAGACGCAUAAAGCGCCUGGAGUAGCAAGUCUUUAACUAUUCAGCUGCGUAUCCCAACUCAAGAAACAGCAUAACGCGGCACGUAAGCUCUUCAAAAUAAGCCACUGAACUGUACACUGAAUAAAUAUUUAAAACUUGCUAACUAAAAUGUAAUGCUCAGAUGAUUUUAGACAUGCACAUUUUUUAUUCUUUAUUGUAGUAGAUGCAUAGUGGAUCCUGCAUCUUCCCAUCAAUUUAAAGAGCAUCCAUUACCAUUUUUACUCUCAACCCCUAUUUCUCCUUGUGCACAGAGCCCAGGCAAUAUUGUAUAUGUUGUGCUGACUGUGGUCUUUCAGAAGCAGCUAUGUCCGGGAACACAUGGUGGUACUGAGAAUUUAAUGAGGCUUUUCUGAAGGGGGCAUUACUCAAUUACUGUAAGUGCUGCGUCUGGAUCAGAUCCCGAUUUCACCGGCGUUGAUGGUCACACAGGCGAGGCGUUAGCGGAGUGGAAGACUCACACAACCUGUGAGGCAAACGGUCUGAUUAAUGUCAAACGGCUUUUUCUGCCUUUUGAAGUUGGGCCAGAGGACUAGCUUUGUCAAGAAGAGACAAGGGCUUCACAGCAGUGCACUGAAGCUAAGGGGAGGUUUAUUAUCUUCACUUGUCAGUUUUUGACUUACCAUUAAAGACUGCUUACCAUAGCAGACAAAACUCAAAACCUCAUGUUGCCUAUAAAUCACACCUCCUUCUGAAUGUAUUACAUGGACAUUCAAAACACAAGUGCAGAAUCCAACAAGCAAAGAAACAAUAGAUGAUUUCAGUAUGUGGAAGACGAGCAGUUCUCGUAGGAAAAUGUGAAGUCAAAUC